GCUAGUCGCGGAGUGCGGGGGGAGGGGCAGGGAGCGGGAGCUGCCGCCGCCGCCGGAGCAAACCGCGGGGACCGAGAUGCAGCUGCUGCCGCUCACCCCGUGUCUUCUGGCCGCUUCCCUCUUUGCUGCCCCUCCCCACAGGCUCCCCCUCUCUGCCUCCUGGGGACCGUCAUGAAUGGUGCCCCUUCCCCGGAGGAUGGGGCCUCCCCCUCUCCUCCGCCUUUGCCACCACCCCCUCCUCCUAGUUGGCGGGAAUUCUGCGAGUCCCAUGCCCGGGCUGCUGCCCUGGAUUUUGCCCGCCGUUUUCGCCUCUACCUGGCCUCCCACCCCCAGUACGCAGGGCCCGGGGCUGAGGCUGCCUUCUCCCGCCGUUUUGCCGAACUCUUCCUGCAGCACUUUGAAGCUGAGGUGGCCCGGGCCUCCGGCUCCCUCUCGCCACCCAUCCUGGCACCCCUGAGUCCUGCUGCGGAGAUCCCGCCACAUGACCUGUCCCUUGAGAGCUGCAGGGUGGGCGGGCCCCUGGCUGUGCUGGGCCCUUCUCGAUCAUCUGAGGACCUGGCCGGCCCCCUCCCUUCCUCAGUCUCUUCCUCUUCUACGACCUCCUCGAAGCCGAAGCUAAAGAAACGCUUCUCCCUCCGCUCAGUGGGUCGCUCCGUCCGCGGUUCAGUCCGUGGCAUCCUGCAGUGGCGGGGGACGGUUGACCCUCCCUCCCCGGCCGGGCCCCUUGAGACCUCAUCAGGCCCCCCAGUCUUGGGUGGAAACAGCAACUCCAACUCCUCUGGCGGGGCCGGGACCAUUGGCAGGGGACUGGUUAGUGAUGGAACAUCCCCUGGGGACCGAUGGACUCACCGAUUUGAGAGGCUGAGACUCAGUCGGGGAGGCGGGGCCUUGAAGGAUGGAGCAGGGAUGGUGCAGAGGGAAGAGCUGCUGAGUUUCAUGGGGGCUGAAGAGGCAGCCCCUGACCCAGCUGGAGUGGGCCGGGGAGGAGGAGGGGCAGCUGGGCCUACCUCGGGGGGAGGAGGGCAGCCUCAGUGGCAGAAGUGUCGCUUACUGCUCCGAAGCGAAGGAGAAGGAGGAGGAGGAAGUCGUCUGGAGUUCUUUGUACCGCCCAAGGCGUCUCGGCCUCGACUCAGCAUUCCCUGCUCUACCAUCACGGACGUGCGGACGACCACAGCCCUGGAGAUGCCCGACCGGGAGAACACGUUUGUGGUUAAGGUGGAAGGCCCCUCGGAGUACAUCCUGGAGACAGCCGAUGCUCUGCAUGUGAAGGCCUGGGUGUCUGACAUCCAAGAGUGCCUGAGCCCGGGACCCUGCCCUGCCACCAGUCCCCGCCCCAUGACCCUCCCCCUGUCCCCUGGGACCUCAUUCCUUACAAGGGAGAACACAGACAGCCUGGAGCUGCCCUGCCUCAAUCACUCAGAGAGUCUGCCCGGCCAGGAUCUGCUGCUGGGAGCCAGCGAGAGCAACGACCGCCUGUCGCAGGGGGCCUAUGGGGGCCUUUCAGACCGCCCCUCGGCAUCCAUCUCCCCCAGUUCCGCUUCCAUUGCUGCUUCCCAUUUUGACUCAAUGGAACUGCUUCCCCCAGAGUUGCCCCCCCGCAUCCCCAUUGAAGAGGGGCCCCCAGCGGGCACAGUUCAUCCACUCGCAGCCCCCUACCCACCCCUGGACACUCCGGAAGCGGCCACAGGUACCAGAGGAUCAUUCCUGUUCCAGGGGGAGUCAGAGGGAGGCGAAGGGGAGCAGCCCCUCUCAGGGUACCCUUGGUUCCACGGGAUGCUCUCUCGACUCAAGGCCGCGCAGCUAGUGCUAGCCGGAGGCGCCGGCUCCCACGGUGUUUUCCUGGUUCGGCAGAGUGAGACGAGGCGGGGCGAAUACGUGCUCACUUUCAACUUCCAGGGCAAGGCCAAGCACCUGCGCCUGUCGCUGAACGAGGAGGGUCAGUGCCGGGUCCAGCACUUGUGGUUCCAGUCCAUUUUCGAUAUGCUCGAGCAUUUCCGGGUGCACCCCAUCCCUCUGGAGUCUGGAGGCUCCAGUGACGUUGUUCUUGUCAGCUAUGUCGUGUCCUCCCAGCGACAGCAGGGUGAGCAGAGCAGGUCUGCAGGGGAGGAGGUGCCCGUGCACCCAAGAAGUGAGGAGGCCGGGAGCAGGCCGGGAGCCAUGCAGGGGUGUGCGAGGGAGAUCGAUGCUACCCCGAUGCCUCCUCCACCCUCAUGCCCUUCGGAGCGAGUGACUGUGUAACCGAACACCUCCCAUGACCCACCCCAGCCCCCUGAGCCCCCUUCAUGGACAGAUCCCCCACAUCCUGGGGCAGAAGAGGCGUCGGGGGCGCCAGAAGUGGCGGCAGCAGCAGCCGCAGCAGCCAAAGAGAGGCAAGAGAAAGAGAAAGCGGGCAGUGGAGGGGUCCAGGAAGAGCUGGUCCCCGUGGUUGAGCUGGUCCCCGUGGUUGAAUUGGAAGAGGCCGUAGCCCCAGGCACGGAGGCCCAGGGAGGCGCCGGAUCUGGUGGGGCCACGGGGACCACUGCGAUGGUGCAGCUCCAGCAGUUACCACUAGGGGGCGAUGGAGAAGAAGGGGGCCAUCCCAGAGCCAUCAAUAACCAGUACUCCUUCGUGUGAGACACCCUACCCUGCGCUUUCUCCACUCUUCUAGCUCCCCAGCCCUUAGUUGGUGAGAUUGGGGCUGGGCAGGGAUGGAGAGGAGCGGUAGGAAUCCCCUCCCCACGUGCUUCCUGACCCUUGACGGCCAAGGGCAUCUAUGUUGGUACAAGAAGAGGUUCGAGAGCCCUGUUAACUCCCCAGUUCAUACACUACAGGUGCCCCAUCCCCUGGGCAGGGGAUUUGGGCUCCAUUACCUCCCUGAGGGGCUCUUAUGGUCAGCCCCACCCCUGGGGGCCAUUUCCACAUUAACCACCCCCCAGCCCGGGGAGGGGUGAGGGGGAAGGGCUGUCAGUUAUAUUAAGGUGGUUGUUGUUGUUGUUUUAAACAAAAUGGAAAAGCAUAAAUAAAUAAAAGGGUUUAUCUCAGUU
Messenger RNA from Neomonachus schauinslandi (Hawaiian monk seal), 3023 nucleotides. It is a transcript of the gene SH2B1, whose product is annotated as SH2B adaptor protein 1. Gene Ontology annotation, molecular function: transmembrane receptor protein tyrosine kinase adaptor activity. The record is from RefSeq and is a predicted model, not a curated record. The transcript is spliced from 10 exons. Gene Ontology annotation, biological process: intracellular signal transduction. NCBI's taxonomy places the organism in Eukaryota, Metazoa, Chordata, Mammalia, Carnivora, Phocidae. The coding region runs from base 172 to 2238 and encodes 688 amino acids. Gene Ontology annotation, cellular component: plasma membrane.